Dermochelys coriacea (leatherback sea turtle) is the source of this 1828-nucleotide messenger RNA. RefSeq names its product OTU deubiquitinase, ubiquitin aldehyde binding 1 (gene OTUB1). Gene Ontology annotation, biological process: negative regulation of double-strand break repair; protein K48-linked deubiquitination. The record is from RefSeq and is a predicted model, not a curated record. Bases 882 to 1655 code for a protein of 257 amino acids. Gene Ontology annotation, cellular component: nucleus. The transcript has 7 exons. NCBI's taxonomy places the organism in Eukaryota, Metazoa, Chordata, Testudines, Dermochelyidae. Gene Ontology annotation, molecular function: ubiquitin binding; cysteine-type deubiquitinase activity.
UUGCUUGAGGCCUAGGGGCUCUAAUCCAACUUUGCUCUCAAAUCCCUCUGCAAUUUUUGUGAUUUUUACAGUUCCGUUGUUUAGCCUGCCCAAACAAAGGCUGAGGGAGGAUCUGUUUGCACUCCGUGAAUGCACCGGGGGGUUAACCCCUGGGAGGGAGAAGAACUACUGAAGCUAAAGGACAGUGUUGGCACAAGAGCAGAUGGGGUUAACUGGCCAGGAAUCGAUGGGGCUGGCAAUGGGAAGAAGGUUUCUGCCCAUCAGAGGAGGAAGGUUCUGAAACAGCCUCCCCAUAGGAGCAGUGGGGAGCAAACACCCCAACUAGUUUGAAGAUGGAGCUGGAUAAGUUUCAGAUGGGGCUCCCUGCGCUAGCAGGCCCUGGAGGCCAUGACCCAAGAGGUACCUUCAGUCUUCUGUCCAGGAAUAAAGUGUAAAGCACCUGUAUAGUGGGUAUAACUGCAUCCACACUAGCGGCUGUGCUGCUCUAGCUAUACCAGUGUAGUUAGUGGUUCAUAGAGUGCAAGGCCCGAAGGGACCAUGAGAUCCUCUAGUCUGAGCUGUAUAGAACAGGCCCAGGCAUUUCACCCACUUCUCCCUGUAUUUAGCCCAUUUGCUCAUAACUGACUCAAGCUUCUUCCAGAAAGGCCAUCGUUGUUGAGAUGGAGAAUCCAUUGCUUGGCUGGGGAGUUUGUGACAAUGCUUAAUCCCUGGGGCUGUUAAAAAUCAAUUCCUUUAGUUAAAGCAACACAGCUUUUGUGUGUCAACAAGACCCUCAAAUCUUAGCUGCUAGUUGUGCCAAACUUUUGUGGACAGAAGCGUGGCCAUUUAGAAGCUGACGGUGCCGCCUUAAUAUCUGUAAUGCAUGUUGUAGCAAAAGCAUCAUGGAUUCGCCUAAUGGAGUUAAUUGUUUGGCAUAUGAUGAAGCCAUCAUGGCUCAGCAGGAUCGCAUCCAGCAGGAGAUCGCCGUCCAGAACCCCCUGGUGUCAGACAGACUGGAGCUGUCAGUUCUGUACAAGGAGUACGCGGAGGAUGAUCACAUCUAUCAACAGAAGAUCAAGGACCUGCUCAAAAAGUACUCAUACAUCCGGAAGACGCGGCCCGACGGCAACUGCUUCUACCGGGCGUUUGGCUUCUCGCACCUGGAGGCCCUACUGGAGGACAGCAAGGAGCUACAACGGUUCAAGGAGAUCUCUGCCAAAAGCAAGGAGGACCUGGUGUCCCAGGGCUUCACAGAGUUCACAAUUGAGGAUUUCCAUAACACGUUCAUGGACCUGAUAGAGCAAGUGGAAAAGCAGAUCACGGUCUCCGAACUCCUGGCCUCCUUCAACGAUCAGAGCACCUCUGACUAUCUGGUGGUGUACCUGAGACUGCUGACCUCCGGCUACCUACAGCGUGAGAGCAAGUUCUUCGAACACUUCAUCGAAGGAGGCCGCAGCAUCAAGGAGUUCUGCCAGCAGGAGGUGGAACCCAUGUGCAAAGAGAGCGACCACAUCCACAUCAUUGCCCUGGCUCAGGCCCUGAAUGUGUCUAUCCUGGUGGAGUACAUGGACCGGGGCGAGGGUGGAGGCACUAACCCCCACGUCUUUCCAGAGGGCUCGGAGCCCAAGGUGUAUCUACUGUACAGACCGGGACACUAUGACAUCCUGUAUAAAUAGGUGCCGGCCAGCUGCCUCUGCUCCCUCCCCACAGGUGUCCCGUGGCCCCCCCAUCUCCCUACCAGCAGUCUCUGUGGUUGUAAAUGGUAAUCUCGCGCGCUGCUCGCUCUCUCUGUUUUCCGUUGUUACACUUGCCCGUCUGUGUUUUAUUAAAGGGGAUGCUGGUGAAUGGA